AGUACCAAGGCACAAUUCUGCUUUUUCCUCAGGCUUUCAAAGCAUCUCCCAGCAUGGACGGAGCUUUCGUGGGCACUUGGAGACCUCAUCGCCCACGGGGCCUCAUCUCGGCCCAGUUCACCAGCCCUGGACCCAAAUACUCAGUCCAGGGGACAACGGGUUACAUCAACCACAACCCCACCAAAGUCAAAGCCCCCGCGUACACCUGCAGAGGGGCAAAAGCUCCUGCGGAAGGUGGCUGCUCCCCAGGCCCUCACUAUUACGUGGAGCCCUCCAUGACCAGGACUGGGAAGUACGUGGCUCCAGCCUACGCCAUCACUGGACUUCCCAGGAUAAAGACGGAGAUCACACCUGGACCCAGCGAUUACAGCCCGGAGAAGUCCAACCGACACAUCUUUAAGUGCCCGCCUGAGCCAUCCAUGGCCUUCCGGAACAGGGGAGUCAAAACCGACUUCACUCCAGGUACGUGACCACAGGGAGAUGGAAACCCUUGUGGCUGGGGAGGC
Messenger RNA from Columba livia (rock pigeon), 506 nucleotides. RefSeq names its product ciliary microtubule associated protein 1A-like. Gene Ontology annotation, cellular component: cytoskeleton. The transcript is spliced from 3 exons. The coding region runs from base 54 to 470 and encodes 138 amino acids. The record is from RefSeq and is a predicted model, not a curated record. Lineage: Eukaryota; Metazoa; Chordata; Aves; Columbiformes; Columbidae.